AUGGCUGCGCCCGCAGCUGUACAGCCACGCCUGCCGCAUGCCGCCGCGGCCCUCCUGCUCCUGCUCACCGCUCUCGCCACCACCCUCGCCUGCCAACAGCUCUGGACACACGACGACACCUUCCCCGGCAACGAACUCCGCCUCCUCCAGGACAUGGCUCUCAGCCGCACGCAGCCCUGCCACCUCCAAGAGCCGCCCUUCUUCCCUGACACCCUCCUCCACAACAACCUCCACCCGCACCAAGCCGCCGCCGCCGCCCUACGCAUCCUCCAGCAGCUCUUCCACACCCUCAGCAACAACAGCACCCGCCAGCACUGGCCCACCCAGGCUCGCAAAGACCUCCUCAACAAACUCCAGCACCACAUCCACCACCUCGAGCAAUGCCUCCCCGACAGUGCCACGCUCUUCAAAGGACCACGCAACCCGCGGCUCACCAUCAACAAGUACUUCAGGGACAUCCACCGCUUCCUCCACGCCCACAACCACAGCGCCUGCGCCUGGGACCACGUCCGCCUCGAAGCUCGCGCCUCUUUACAGCACCUGCACAACCUCACACGCACCAUGCGCCGCUAGAACUGACUCCCGCACACCCACACCCACACCACGCUCCCACACCUACUGCACAAACUCUCCCUGAACCUCGCCGUCCCCUAGUCUGGGACAACGGAGACGGGUGCAACAACCGCAUGGCACCUGCGCCUACAACCACUGCGCCUCCACUGGUACAGGCUUUGCCAUUGAUUUGGACAAAGGAUUACUCUACUUAUUUAUAUACUUAUUUAUUUACGUAUUUAUUUAUUUAUUUGCUUAUUUAUGCCACAGAAAAUAAAGACCUAUGACAAAACACUGCCAUUGCCUCGUAUUGCACUACUACUGCAACCUGCCCCUUUUCCAGGGGAAGGUCACCUCUAGUCAACAUCUACUCCAAGCCCAGCUCCAAAGAGGGCUUUGCAUAUCCCCUGCUCACGCUUCUCACUGGCAGCUGCCGAAGGAAGCUCUGGCAUCAACCUCUGGAGAAACAUCACUCGGUGUUAGGUAUCAUCAUCACAAUUACAUCUUGGGUCCUUUUUUUCCUCAGUAGUUUCCACCCCCCUUCCUGAUUAUCAUAUGUGAAUGCCUCAUGACGAGGAAGGCACAGGCCUAUUGAAGACAGGUGACAGAUCUUCUUCAGCCUCGAGAAGAGAAGGCUGCAGAACGACCUUACUACAGCCUUUCAACACCUCA
This is a messenger RNA of Prinia subflava (tawny-flanked prinia), 1224 nucleotides long. Its product is annotated as interferon-like. Bases 1 to 573 code for a protein of 190 amino acids. Gene Ontology annotation, biological process: defense response. Lineage: Eukaryota; Metazoa; Chordata; Aves; Passeriformes; Cisticolidae. Gene Ontology annotation, cellular component: extracellular region. Gene Ontology annotation, molecular function: cytokine receptor binding. The record is from RefSeq and is a predicted model, not a curated record. The transcript has a single exon.